CGCUGAAUUUGACACGUGAUUGAAAUUGCACCGUCGACUGAAAGCAAAUCGCGGGAAAGAUAGAAAUAAGAUUGUCAAAGGAAACUGGGGAUCAUCAUUCAUCGUUGAAUUCUUGAAUUUACACAAUCUGCAAUCACAGCCAUGUCGUCACCAAGUAGUUCGGUCACCAGCAGCCCAAGGAGUCGUCGCAGCAGCAAACGAAAUCGAGCUGAUGAUGACACAGAUGUUGACAAGACACCAAACAAGCGAGGGCGUAAAGGUAGCCAACAAAGUGAAACACCUCGUCGAAGCACCAGGGAUGCUGCUGGAAUGUCCAGUGGAACACCAGGAGGGCCACGAACACCAAGCAGUCGAGUCGCCAAGCAAAGAAAUGCUGUAUCUCCACCAGCAUCUGAGGUUGGUAGGCCGUUGGACUCAUCCCCUAGUGGAGACCUACGCCCCAUGCCUUCCUCUCCUGCAUCUGGUGGAUUGCAGGAUAUAUCAGUGUUUUCAAGCCCUGGCUUAUCUAGAGCUGGUACCAGCGAUAUUGGGAUGAGCUCUCCUUUGAACUAUGGAACACCAAGCUCUCGAAUGAGUGGAACUCCAGGACGCAUGGCUGGCACACCCUUGAGGCCUCGAAAUGACAUCACCAGCAAUCGCAAGAUGAGGCAGGUCAACUUACAGUCAGAUCCUUCAGGAGAUGGUUCUGAGCCCACGGCUGCUGUUACCAGUGAACAGCCUGGCGGUCCACAACUGGUCAUCUGGGGUACCAAUGUGGUGGUCAGUGAAGCUAAAUCCAAGUUCACUCGCUUCAUCCAACGGUUCAUUGACCCUGAUACUGAGGAGGCUGAGGGUAUUGACCCCAACGAACCUCUCUAUCUCCAGAAACUUGAUGAGAUCAACACUUUAGAGUUGCCAUUCCUGAAUGUCAACUGCCAGCACUUGAACCAGUUUGACUCGGACCUGUAUCACCAGCUAGUUUGCUACCCACAAGAAGUCAUCCCGACCUUUGACAUGGCUGUGAAUGAGAUGUUCUUUGAGCGCUACCCUGACACAACACUGGAACACCAGAUCCAGGUGCGAACCUACAACACUGAGAAAACCAAAAAUAUGAGAUCGCUGAACCCAGAAGACAUUGAUCAACUGGUCACUAUCAGUGGCAUGGUGAUCCGUACGUCUCAGCUCAUUCCAGAGAUGCGAGAGGCAUUCUUCCGUUGCCAUGUCUGUGCCUUCACGACCACAGUAGAGAUUGACCGAGGACGUAUUGCUGAGCCUUCUGUCUGUCGUAACUGCCAGACCAAACAUAGCAUGGCACUGAUUCAUAAUCGCUCACAGUUUUCUGACAAGCAGAUGAUUAAACUACAGGAAUCACCUGAUGAUAUGCCGGCUGGUCAAACACCUCACACUGUUAUCUUGUAUGCCCACAAUGACCUUGUGGAUUCGAUACAACCUGGUGAUCGUGUCUCUGUCACUGGUAUCUACCGUGCAACUCCACUACGCGUCAACCCACGCCAACGCAACGUCAAGGCUGUGUACAAGACUUACAUUGAUGUCAUUCAGUUCUGUAAGGAUGAUGCUAGUCGACUUCAUGAGCAAGCGGGUGAUGGAGAUGAACAGCAGAUUUUCACUGAGGAGCGUAAGCAGCUGUUGAUUGACCUUUCCCAGAAAGAGGACAUUUAUGAGAGACUUGCUAGAGCUUUGGCUCCUAGCAUCUUUGAGAAUGAAGACAUCAAGAAGGGGAUCUUAUGUCAGCUUUUUGGUGCAACCCAGAAAGAUUUCUCUGAAACUGGACGUGCCAAUUUCAGGUCCCACAUCAACAUUUUGCUAUGCGGGGAUCCAGGAACAAGCAAGUCACAGCUGCUGCAAUAUGUAAACAACUUGGUCCCACGAGGGCAGUAUACGUCAGGCAAAGGAUCCAGUGCUGUUGGUCUGACAGCUUAUGUCACCAAGGAUCCUGAAACCAAGCAGUUGGUUCUACAAACUGGUGCUUUGGUGUUGAGUGACAAUGGCAUCUGUUGUAUUGAUGAGUUUGAUAAGAUGAAUGACAGCACACGUUCUGUUCUCCAUGAAGUUAUGGAGCAACAGACGCUAUCUAUUGCCAAGGCUGGAAUCAUCUGUUCUCUGAAUGCUCGUACUUCAAUCCUGGCUGCUGCUAAUCCUGUAGAUUCCCAAUGGAAUCCCAAGAAAACAAUCAUUGAUAACAUUCAGUUGCCUCAUACACUGCUGUCUCGAUUUGAUUUGAUCUUCUUGAUCCUGGAUCCCCAAGACGAGAUUUUUGAUCGGCGUUUGGCCAAUCAUCUGGUCUCACUCUAUCACCAGGGCGGUGAAGUAGAAGAUGGAGAGCACAUGGAUUUGGCUCUUCUCCGAGACUACCUCUCCUACGCUCGCACCUACGUCCACCCCAAACUGAGUGAAGAGGCCAGUCAGCUUCUCAUUCAUGCUUAUGUGGAGAUGAGGAAGAUUGGAAGUGCUAGGGGUAUGGUGUCUGCCUACCCACGACAGCUAGAAUCUUUGAUCCGUCUAGCUGAGGCUCACGCUAGGAUGAGGUUCUCUAAUGUUGUAGAGACAGUGGAUGUAGAUGAAGCUAAGAGGUUGCACUAUGAAGCUCUGAAGCAGUCUGCCUUUGAUCCACGGGAUGGUACCAUCAAUAUCGACAUCUUAGCUACAGGGAUGAGCACGUCUGCUCGCAAGCAGAGACAGGAAGUGAAGGGUGCCCUCAAGAAGCAGAUCGAAGGCAAAGGCCGAGUGGCAACCCUCAAGUACCAGACAACGUUUGAGGAGUUGAGGCAGCAGUCAGAGAUGCCAGUAACAAAGGAAAUGUUUGACGGGGCUCUGAGAGAACUACAAGAUGAAGACUUCCUGAUUUGGCUUGGCAAGACCAUCCGCCUUCUGAAGUAGAUGGAUUCAUGAUUGAUGACAGUCGCAAUAAAGGAUUUAUUUGACUUCAAUAAAUGCUGGUCAAAAAGUAGUGAAAACUUACAUAUACGAAUCAUGACUUUCUGAGAGUAGAUGUCCAUGAUGUCAAGCACACUCAAAUGUAUGAUACUGAUUUGCUGACCUCAUAAAAAAAACGUGCCAUUUCACAUUUUACAAUUCUCAAGGAUGAAAACUGUGCUUCGUCUGCCUGUAUUUUACCAGUUCUCACUGAGCAUUUAGAGGAUAACUAGUACUAACCCAUACAUCAAAUACAACACUUCACCAGGUUUUAAUAAUUUGCUUUUUGUAAAUAGUUUUCCUUUUUCUUCAAACUGAAGCUUCAUUAAAAGUAGGCUUAAAGGUUAACUGACCAAUCAGCAAGUGGCCGGUUAAGAUUUUUGAUGUAGUCCAAACUUUGAUUUAUAAUUUUAAUCAGUUAAAAUGAUUCAAGAAUCCUUGACAACUUACAUGUAUAUUUUCUGCUGUGGUAGCCACUGGUUCUUCAUGUAGCUACAUUUUGUGUUGCUUUUUCACUUGUAUCUGUGUUAACACUUUACAGGAAAGUAAACCAAGGAUUAAAUUUCCAAGCUUCUUCUGUUUUUUAUGUUAAGGCCUCAAAAAAAAAAUGGUCAUUAUCAGAGUACAUUUAAUGAAAAUAUACUGAAGAUUUCCAGAUUUUUUAGAGAUACAGAUAGACUGUAAGUUGACACAAUUUGUUAAGUUCAUGAGCAACAUAUUUACAUCUAGUCGAGAAGUUACGAACAGAAACGUGUUCAUUUGGACCUGACAAGAUUAAUAUAUAUUGCCAUGAAGAGAGGCGAAAGAUUCUUCAUUGAGAAUGAUAAGUCGUUCAUUUUAUAUUACGUUGAUUCUAUAGUAUCCACGUUUUGAGUAUUUGUAAAAUAAAGUUUGCAAAUUACGUUGGUGAGAAGUUGA
This is a messenger RNA of Acanthaster planci (crown-of-thorns starfish), 3831 nucleotides long. RefSeq names its product minichromosome maintenance complex component 4 (gene mcm4). Gene Ontology annotation, biological process: DNA replication; DNA strand elongation involved in DNA replication; mitotic DNA replication initiation. Gene Ontology annotation, molecular function: single-stranded DNA helicase activity; ATP binding; ATP hydrolysis activity. Gene Ontology annotation, cellular component: MCM complex; nucleus. Lineage: Eukaryota; Metazoa; Echinodermata; Asteroidea; Valvatida; Acanthasteridae. The record is from RefSeq and is a predicted model, not a curated record.